ACUUCUUCCAAAUAAAAGGACUACAUUCUAGAAAUUAUUAUUUAUAACAAAUCAAAGGUAUAUCGGUUAGUUCCUUUAAUCGUAUGAAUGAAUUGACUUCCCCGCCAGACGCCAUGUUUUAUUACUAGCCCACUUGGCGUCUACAAACCUCCUGGAGCGCAUCGUAUAUUGUGACUUCACUCAGCUGCGCCACCUCCUCUUUCUAAUUGUCGGCUGUCAUACCAGAAAUAAUAAAUUCUCGAUCGCAAUCCAUCUAGUUCCUACCUAGUAAAAAUAACCCAUCCUGCGAUACUCAGAUCCCAAUAUGGCGUCAGUCCUCGAGUCUACCGAUAUAAAGAAUAAGCUGGAGGAUCUCUCCGGAGUUGUUCUGAAGCCGGGCGAGAACCCAUAUAAUGCUUUGAUUAAAGCAUGUGAUAACGAACCAGAGAAAAUCCAAGCUUUGUAUGCAGCGCACCGCCUCAGGCGCAAUGCACAGCAAAGGGAGAAGUUCUUAGCUCCAGACUACAAAGAGUUGAUAAUUGAUCCGUAUCUAUUGCGGCUAGAGAAUCCGCAGAUAGAACCUGGUUUUAAAGAUACGAGGUACUGCAUGACCUUCUGGGGUCGACCUCCGAUCCAUAUCUUGGAACUCGCAGAUGUGAUCCAGAAAAAGCUCCAAGCCGUCGCACCGAGUAUCUGGCUCAUGCCCCUCCACCGGAUGCACAUCACCACCCUAGAAGUCGACUUCUCCCGCACCGCCGACGAAAUCGAAGCCCUGAAGGAAACGCUCAAACCAGCAAUCCCACGAAUCGCAAACUACACGCACCAACACCGGUCCCGACUCGCCAAGCCCAUGAUAUCCUACGACCUGUCCGCUUUCGCACUCUCCUUCCUCCCCGCAGCGGGUGAACCCCCUCUUUCCCCACCACCAACAGCCCCGGACACGGUUAAGGUCCUCGCACAGGGUGAUACGUACUCGUAUCACCACCUGCGCCGCGACAUGUGGGACCAGGCGAAAGAAGCCGGUGUCACGGUUAGCUCGCGGUAUAUAGUGCCCAGCGCGCAUAUUACGCUCGGUCGGUAUUUGACGAAUAAGGAGCACGCUACUCCGGAGCAGAGACAGAGGUGGGUCGAUGCGAUUGAUGAGAUUAAUGCGUGGUUGGAAAGUACGGUGUGGAAUAACGCCGAUUCGAAAUUGGUUGGGGAGUGGGUUGUCGGUCAGGAGAGGGGGUUAGAUAUUCGGGUCGGUACGCUGUGGUAUGGAGGCGGAAGGACGGUUAUGACGGGUGAGGGGUUCUAAAGGUGUGGUAUCGAGAUUGCGGCGAUAGACGGGGUUUCUUUCUAGUACCUAGAUUCAUGGGCAUAGUUUGAAGCGUUAGGUUGUAGACAAGCGAAAUAUGAAAAUUAUCGUGCUUCAGGAUUCUGAUAAUCCAUGAACGUAAGCCUAGAGCAAAGCGUUCAACCACAUAUAGAAAUAAAUAUAG
Hypoxylon trugodes is the source of this 1460-nucleotide messenger RNA. Its product is annotated as RNA ligase/cyclic nucleotide phosphodiesterase. Lineage: Eukaryota; Fungi; Ascomycota; Sordariomycetes; Xylariales; Hypoxylaceae. The transcript is spliced from 5 exons. The record is from RefSeq and is a predicted model, not a curated record. The coding region runs from base 305 to 1276 and encodes 323 amino acids.